Molecule: messenger RNA, 1078 nt
Organism: Oncorhynchus masou masou (cherry salmon)
Lineage: Eukaryota; Metazoa; Chordata; Actinopteri; Salmoniformes; Salmonidae
Gene: fgl1b
Product: fibrinogen like 1B
Exons: 10
Coding region: 74-1078 (334 amino acids)
Biological process (GO): blood coagulation
Source: RefSeq, a predicted model, not a curated record
CCUAGACGACAGACCUUCUUUAACUCACCAACGGAAGAAACGCUGAAGAAGUUAAGACUUCUAACUGAAGAUCAUGUCUCUGAUGCUACUGCUGGUGUUGGUGUGCCAAACCAUGGCGUCACUUCGACUCUCAGCAUCAGACCCCUGUGUUCUAGAACUAGAGGAGUUGAGACGUGAUGUCCGUAUUCUGGAGAACAAACUGUUGAUCGGAGUGUGGCAGCUCAACCAUGUCAAGACACACAGCUACAUCAUCACCCCCCCACUACCCAGUAACUCUACCUUCAACCUAACAGAGGAAUACAGGACAGGAGCCUCUCUGCCUCCAGCAGGAAGCCUCAUCGUACAUGACAAAGACUGCUCUGAGCUGUAUGACAGACAGAGGCCAGACUCCGGGUUUUACCGGAUCAGACCUAGGGUGGAUCAGGAGCCGGUCCUAGUCUUCUGUGACAUGGAAGAUGGAGGGGGAUGGACUGUUAUACAGCGACGAAGACAUGGCAGGGUUGACUUCAACAGAGACUGGGUGGACUACAGAGACGGGUUUGGAGACUUUAAGCUGUGGAACGAUGAAUUCUGGCUGGGGAAUGAACACAUCCAUUCUCUGGUGAAGGAAGGUGAGAACCUGGUGAAGAUAGAUCUGAUGGACUGGAGUGGAGCCAAGACUCAUACCUACUACCAGAACUUCAGGAUCACAGAUGAGAAGGAUAGCUAUCGUCUAUGGUACGGUUUGCAUAGCGGUCGUGGAGGAGAUGCUUUAUCAGGAGGAGGGGGGAUGGUGGAGCAGUGGUCUUCCUCUCUCAGUGGGAUGCAGUUCAGCACCAGAGACCAGGACCAUGACCGCUACCUACAGGGCAGCUGUGCCCAGGAGAACAGAGGAGGCUGGUGGUACAACAGGUGUCAUGCAGCCAACCUGAAUGGGAAGUUCUACCGCGGCGGAGUCUACAAGGGUCCCUAUGACAACGGUGUGGUGUGGGGCACCUGGAGAGGCCUGUGGUACUCCCUCCGACACACCACCAUCAAAAUACGGCCCCUGCUCUCCCUGGACAGCCUGGCAGGCAGUGGAGCAGGGCCAGAUGGGUAG